Acipenser ruthenus (sterlet) is the source of this 2823-nucleotide messenger RNA. RefSeq lists its product as uncharacterized. The record is from RefSeq and is a predicted model, not a curated record. The transcript is spliced from 2 exons. NCBI's taxonomy places the organism in Eukaryota, Metazoa, Chordata, Actinopteri, Acipenseriformes, Acipenseridae. The coding region runs from base 511 to 2226 and encodes 571 amino acids.
CAGAAACUUCCACAAACAGGAUAAAGACACUAGUUGCUAUAAUUGUGGCCAGGAAGGACAUUUUGCUAGAGAGUGUCAGAGACAGCAGCAGCAACAACAACAAACCAACGAGAGUAACUGGCAGAGCGCCCCCCCACCGCAAGUAUCACUAUACAAACCGAAACCAGAAUGAAACGAGGCAGGGACAGCUGACACCAAAACAGCGAACAAGCAGUACGUGCUAACUUUUUCUAAACCACAAGAAGCCCCCACCGUUGAUCUCUUCGUGAAUGUCUAUUUUUCCCAGGGUAAAAGCUGCCCUACCCGAACCGAAGGAGGGGGCGCUCCACAAGCUCCUGCCAGGGGACUGGGUGAUCAUCAAAGACCUCCGCCGGAAGCAUUGGCAUCAGCAACGCUGGACAGGUCCGUUCCAGGUGCUCCUGACAACGCAGACAGCGGUGAAAGUCGCUGAACGAUCAACGUGGGUCCACGCCAGCCAUUGCAGAAAAGUGCCCUAUAGCCCGAAGGGAGAUGUAUCGCCCCCUGGAACAACGUAGACGGCUCGGAUGGCCUUGGGACAGUCAGCUUUGGACCCCCAGAGUUCUGACUGUUAUUUUUCUUGGCAGCAUAUUAACUGUGUUUCUCAUCUGGCUCUUAACUGAACUAGAAGAUAUUAAAAAAGAGCCAGAUAUUACAAACCACAGCUACGCUGAAAAUCGCACAGAACUCAGAACAAAAAGAACAUUGCACACAUGGAGUGCAGAACAUGCUCGAAAACAUGCGGACAACGGUUGGUGGGCAAUGCUCAACCAUACUGUACGGAACACUUUGAACAUUACUGAACCUUGUUAUGUAUGCUCCCUUAUGACUCACUCAGCAGAGGAACCUUUUCCCUUGUACCCAGUAGAAGUACCUACUAACACUCUUGGGCCAGCCAUGGCCGUAGUCACAGUUACCCGAGGGGGCAGUUUUGGGCAAAUAGAAUGCAUAAAACAUAUGGAACGUAUAGGGAGUUUAAGUAACCAGCUGAAAAUGAACCUGUUCAGAGGGGCAUUAAACAUAUACACUGGCACUGACAGAGGACGUAACUGCUCAAAGGAGCAUGUUGAUUGCUAUGAUAAUAGUACCCUGCCGUUAUACACUAGCUGGUGUGAGAAACUAGUAGAAAGUCAACAAAAAACAUCGUUGGCCCAAGUUGUUCCCCGAACCGUUCCUUUUACGAAUAAAACUCUCUGUUGGUGCAGGGGUAACUUGACUGAGGGGAAAUAUAUGGGUUUAUCCUGCUGUAGAACAUAUGUGUACUAUGUGAACCAGUCAACCACUGACCUCUUAACCAGACGGGGGUCAGCGGAUUCGACCACCGGGCAGGAUCCCCCAAUGCCCUUAGACACCCUCUCAUUUGGGGAAACCUCUGUACAAGCAGGGCCCAUUAAUCUAGGACCUGGCGAAAAUGGAGCAGGGACAUUUACGAAUCAUUAUUGGGUAUGUGGGCAGGCAGUAUAUGUCAGCCUGCCUAAACAUUGGUUUGGUUGUUGUGUUUUUGUUACUCUUAAUACUACUAUGAAAGUCUUCAAGGUUAAUGAAUCCCACAAAGUACAUAAACGAAGAGAUAAACGUAGCCAGUUUUUCUCUCCUAAUGAUGUUCCUUUAGACUCACGCAGGUCCUCCAAAUGGGAUAAGCUGGGAGGUGCGCUCUUUCCUUGGUUUGGGGUUUCUCAAAAUGCACACGAGAUUGACAAAGUGGCAUAUGAAUUGGAAACAUUGACCAACCUAACCACUGAGGGGUUUCAAAUGAUGCAACCUGAAAUGAGGGCUAUCAGAAUCAUGGUAAUGCAGAAUCGAAUGGUAUUGGACAUGUUAUUAGCUGAGCAAGGAGGUGUUUGCCAUAUGGUAGGUGAACAUUGCUGCACAUACAUACCUGAUGGAGACACAAAUCUAACUGAAGUGGUACAGCAUUUAUCCACACUCCGGGAGAGACUGGUUAGUGAGCAUGCCCAGGAUACUGAUUGGGAUCCUUUUUCCUGGAUCCAGUCUCUACUGGGAGUUUGGGGAACAAGGUUGUUUCACUGGUUUAUAUAUGGCGUAGUGAUAUUGUUGUUGUUUUUGCUUAUCAUAACCUGCGUGAAAAAGUUAUGUACUAAAACUGUUGACACUGUUUUAAACAUGCCCCUGCUUACUAAUGAUGACCAGUGUAGUGAUUCAAAUGAUGACCCUUUCAACAAAAUGGCAGAUGACCUGAUGAGUUAAGAUAGUGGGGAAAAACUGCAAGUGGGAUACGUUGGGUCGUCACUUUGUUCAUAUUACACUACAUGUUAAACUUUGUAAAUCUCGCUUUAACUUGUACUAUUGUGUGUGUUUUUGAAUCCAUUUUCUGAAUAAGGUUGAGACAAAGUCUCAAAAGGGAGGAUAUGUAAUAGAAAUGUUACAGAAAAUAGAACUGACUCGACAUAAUGUACUGGCAUUUUGUACUCCCAUAACCUUGGUCACAUAACCUUGUAUGCUAUGCUAAAGAUAAGGAACUGCAAGAUGCCUACACUGCAGCUGCGGCUGUGAGAAAAAAGGGAUGAGCCAGACGUGUCUUUUUGCACGUAUACCCAAACCACCCAUCCUUUUUAUCUGCUUGCUUAGUUUUAUGCCAAGUAUGCAUAGUUAUAAGUUUUCUCUUAUAUGCUAAUACCUGAAUCAUCAUUGGCUAACCCUCUGCCUUGCUGACAGUUUUAAGGUAUAUAAGAAACUGAUCUAACUCUGUAUGUUGAAACACUGCUCGAUAAUUUUCUAGCACCCUGUGUGUUGAGAGUGUUUUCAGUUUGCAAACUUAAGAAAUAAAGGCCUGUGUGUUUGGAA